UAAAUUAUGAUUUAUGACGUCUUUUCUGCAAGAAUGUAUAUCAGUUUGGUUUGGAAGUACUUCAUGACUUAAUGUUUUCUGAUCAUUCAAUGGCAGUUUUAUUAACUAUUAAGAGGUGAUUCAGGUUGAUGAAUAUUGUAUCAGCAAGUGUAUUAAACAGUUUGGUCCCCUAUAUCAAGUGUUCUAGUCAAUAUUAUGCAGCUACCUUAUUACUUCCUAAUUGGUGUCUAAGUGUAUUUUGACCGGAGGUGGGCCAAGGAAGCUGAAUUAUUAGCUUUAAUAAUUGACUUUUAACAUCUUGUAAAUUUAGUUGACAUUUUGGUUCAAUGUCUAAUACAAAAAAAAUCACAAACACAGACUUUGCUAUAGGUGAUUUGGGUAGUAGUAGUAAGGUGACAACCAUGGAUAUGAUGCUUGCAACACUGGCACUUGUCCUAUGGCUAUCAAGAGAUAUAGUCGAAGCAGCUCCACCAAUGGCAAAACCUGGUUGUCCAGAUAAAUGCGGAGAUGUUACUAUUCCAUAUCCAUUUGGUAUUGGUUCAAGGUGCUAUUACAAUGAAUGGUAUGAAAUUACAUGUAACACUUCAAAUCCAAUGCUCACCAAGUUCAGCCUUCAGGUGCUUAAGAUUUCCUUAAGUUCAUCACAAGUGAUAAUCAAUGCUCCAACCGUUGUUAACUCUACUGCACAAGAUACAACAUGGACGAGUGCUAAUUUGGGUGGAAGCCCGUAUAGUUUCUCCUCCAUUUACAAUGAUUUUGCUCCUGUUAGUUGUGUAGGGACUUCUUUUGUCAAUGGUGGGGAAAAUAUAGUAGCUCGUUGUGGAUCAUUUUGUAAUAGUCAAAUUAGGGACAAUACAACAUCCCAGGAAUCGAUUUGCCUAUCUGUUCUCCCCUAUCCUCUGAGUAUCUACGGUGUGAGCAUCACCCGAACUAAUGGGACUUACAGCUAUGUCUUAGUAGCAAGCCGUGAUUUCUUGAAUAAUCUUGAAAUGUCUAACCCUCAGCAAUCGCUUUUGUCCCUAGUCAGCAAUGGAAGUCAUGUACCGGUUAAUCUUGAUUGGAAAUAUUUUUAUUUACCUAAUCAAUUCUUAAAUGAGUCCAAUUCUGGCAAUUGUAACAUGCAUCAAGCUAAUGGUGUUUACACAUGUACCUGCCCGCAACGACAAGGUGGUAAUCCUUACCUUCCUAAUGGAUGCCAAGAGUCGCCACGAUGUGCAAGCUGCAAAGGUGAUUGUUAUGUCAUUUCUGAUGAUUAUAUGGAUGUUGGGUGUUAUAUUCCUAAAAAGAGCAGGGCACACCUUCUGGGAGUUGUGUUAGGAUUGAGUAUUGGCAUAGGAUCAUUAUUAGCGUCUCUAGGUUGCUAUUGGUUGUGGCAGAUUUUGAAGAGAAGGAAGAAGAUAAAAGUAAGAGCUAAGAACUUCAAACAAAAUGGUGGUUUGCUGUUACAAAGACAAAUGUGUUACAAUGAUUGUGUUGUGGAGAAAACAAAAGUUUUUACUGUCAGCGAAUUAGAGGUAGCCACAGAUCAUUUCAAUGAGAACAGAAUACUUGGGCAGGGAGGCCAAGGUACAGUUUACAAAGGUAUGCUGACGGAUGGAAGGGUUAUAGCAGUUAAGAAAUCCAAAAAAGUUGAUGAAAGCCAAUUAGAGCCUUUCAUAAACGAGGUAGUUAUCCUCUCUCAAAUAAACCACAGAAAUGUGGUUAAACUUCUAGGGUGCUGUUUGGAAACCGAAGUACCUCUUCUUGUUUACGAGUUCAUCCCAAAUGGAACACUCUCUCAGCAUAUCCAUAACCCAAGUGAAGAGUUUCACAUUCCUUGGAAAAUGCGAUUGCAAAUUGCUGCAGAAUCAGCAGGUGCAAUUGCAUACCUUCACUCAUCGUCGUCUGCUCCUAUUUACCACAGAGAUAUCAAGUCUUCAAAUAUACUUUUGGAUGACAAAUACAGAGCAAAGGUUUCCGAUUUUGGCACUUCAAGGACUAUACUGAUCGAUCAGACUCACUUGACUACUCAAGUUCAAGGGACAUUUGGAUAUCUAGAUCCAGAGUACUUCCAAUCCAACCAAUUCACUGAAAAAAGUGAUGUUUAUAGCUUUGGAGUAGUCCUUGUUGAGCUUAUGACAAGCAAGAAGCCAAUAUCUCCUGACAAAUCUAAAGAAUGGAGAAGUCUGGCCACAGAGUUUCUUCUUUUGGCGGAGAAUUCUUGUUUGUCUGAUAUAUUUGAUCCUCACGUCUCAAAGGAGGCUAAGCAAGAGGAGCUAGAGGCUGUGGCUAACCUGGCUAAAGAAUGUUUGAACUUGAACGGAAAGCAAAGGCCUACUAUGAAAGAAGUUGCUAUAAUACUCGACGGGCUGCAAUCGCGAAAUGAAACUUCUUCAAUACAGCAGACGUUCCCUGAAUGGAACCAAGCUGUUACUGAUGUAAGUGUGAUGGACACAGCCCCCUUCACCUCAAGCACAUUCUUUUCCCAGGAAGAAGAUGCAUUGAUUCUUCAUAUAUGAGCAGUGUACCAUGUAUGCCAAUCUUUUGAUUUUUAUGGAAAUUCAGGUGGGUGUGUGUGUGUGGGUGGGUGGGUGGGGGGGUUGACCUCAUCCGACUCAGGGGGAUUGUUUUUGGGUCUGUCCUAUGGCAACGCGUGUGUUAGCCCUUAGCCGGCAGCCAAGUUUCAUUCGUAUGUUGAAGGAGCUACUGCCUUUACCUGACACAUAUGCUCUAAAACUCCCAUAUUGUUCCACCAUUUUAAUGCUCCCACUUACCAAGCUCAGCUUAGGUUUACUUAGUUUGUUAAACUAAGUCGUUGCUAUGAGGCAAUGUAACCUCAAAGCACGACAAAUUGCAUAAUCAAAUUUGUCAUCAUUUUCGACAAAUAAUGAAGAAGCAAUUUGAUUUAUUCAUCAA
This is a messenger RNA of Chenopodium quinoa (quinoa), 2895 nucleotides long. Its product is annotated as putative wall-associated receptor kinase-like 16. Gene Ontology annotation, biological process: protein phosphorylation; cell surface receptor signaling pathway. Bases 327 to 2498 code for a protein of 723 amino acids. Lineage: Eukaryota; Viridiplantae; Streptophyta; Magnoliopsida; Caryophyllales; Amaranthaceae. The record is from RefSeq and is a predicted model, not a curated record. The transcript has 3 exons. Gene Ontology annotation, molecular function: protein serine/threonine kinase activity; polysaccharide binding; ATP binding. Gene Ontology annotation, cellular component: plasma membrane.